This is a messenger RNA of Xiphias gladius (swordfish), 379 nucleotides long. It is a transcript of the gene rprma, whose product is annotated as reprimo, TP53 dependent G2 arrest mediator candidate a. Bases 1 to 309 code for a protein of 102 amino acids. NCBI's taxonomy places the organism in Eukaryota, Metazoa, Chordata, Actinopteri, Istiophoriformes, Xiphiidae. The record is from RefSeq and is a predicted model, not a curated record. The transcript has a single exon.
AUGAAUAACACCGGGUUCAACCAAACGGAGGGCGGGCUGCUCAACAAGACGGAUGAGUUUUUCUGCUGCAACUUCUCAUCCGUGGUGACUGAUAAUGGCUUUGUGGCCGCGGCUCCGGAUGAGAGGAGCCUCUUCAUCAUGAGGGUGGUCCAGAUAGCCGUCAUGUGCGUCCUGUCCCUCACGGUGGUGUUUGGCAUAUUUUUCUUGGGUUGCAACCUUCUCAUAAAGUCAGAAGGGAUGAUAAACUUCUUGGUAACGGACAGGAGACCGUCAAAAGAAACGGAGGCAGUUAUUGUUGGAGCCUACUGAUUGAUGGGGACCUUUACAUUAUGGUUACUCUAAUCUGAUGGAGACAGAUGGGAGACAGUGUGAUGAUCAA